Molecule: messenger RNA, 2986 nt
Organism: Microstroma glucosiphilum
Lineage: Eukaryota; Fungi; Basidiomycota; Exobasidiomycetes; Microstromatales; Microstromataceae
Exons: 1
Source: RefSeq, a predicted model, not a curated record
UCAAAUUACUCCCGAGCUGGGGCGCUUGAGAGGAGACGUCCAACACCAACGACGGGCGGUGGAGAUGGCAAUGGUAACGGAAGCAGUACGGAAGGAGAAGCAGAGGUCGGAGGCAUUCUUGUUGCCGAUCCGCCCUGCUUCUCCUUCCUGACUCUCCCACUCAAUCACGAACACCGAUACAAGACCACACAAACUCACCGACUUACGCACUCUCACACUCGUCAAUUGGACCCAGGUCCUUCAAGAUCAGCUUCCACAUUGCCAGCCCUCUUACACCAAGUGGUGUCCAUCAUGGUGCCAAAACCAGGAAGCACCUUCACUGUGCGCGACACGAGCGGAUCUGAUAGCGAUCCCUCUGAUCCCGAGGAAAUCUGGCUCUCUGCCGAUCCUGGCCGCACGACGACGUCUCUGCGAGAUUGUCGAGAGGACCAACGCUUUGGGUAUCAUAUCAAGAUUGCGUCGGAUUUCCCGCAUAAUGCCUCGACCAGCACACACACCAAUCUUGGAGCAAACGCUCGACAUUUGUCCGACAAUCUCGUCAUCACCUCCUCUGGUCUGGAAGAGGAUCCAGAGACGGGCAUCUCGGCUCGAUCUUCCAGCCUCUUAGACCAGCUUUGCGAAAUCAUCGAUGGCUAUCUGGACGAUGACCCUCGACGGGCACUGCUUCAUGGCGCACAUCUCAGUGCUCCGAAGCUUUCAAAUCGCUUGCUAGUACGUCGAGGUACAACAGAGGCACCGUUCAACUAUCUCUACGAAGAGCGAGUAUUGUGCCUCACGGAGGCGUUGUUGGAGCUCAGUCAAGAGGCUUGUCGCUGGAAACAGGCUCAGAAAACUGACUCAGGACGGCCAUUCAGAGCGCCACUGCCGACAUCGCCGGACAGCCGGAUCCUCAUCAUCUCCUCUGCUCGCGCCAACGAUUCCGGAAUCAUUGUCUCCAAACGGAUCAAGGAAGUCUCCACGCUAGCGGAUGCGGACUUCUACGUUACUGUAGGAUCUCAUGUUGUGGCCACGGUAGAGAGCGAACCCGGCUGCAGACCACACAAUGUCGGCGACCUGGUUCGCGAAAGGAGUGAUCCAUUUCGCCAGCAAGAAAUAGGGGAAGUGCGUGGCGAGACGGAGACCUUGCGCCUGCUAUCGCAAAUCUGCUCUCAGCCUACGGCAGCAGGCAGCAGAAAAGGCUUGCUGAUUGCCGACUGGGGUCGGCUCUUGCUCCCCUUCGAGCUGCGAAACAACGCUACCGAGAACGGCGGUGCCGCACGACUCACCUUUGCCUCCACGGCAUCAUGGUGCGAUGUGCUUGAGGGAGAGAAGGCUUGCAAACUGGCCGAACUGGCAAGCAGGGACGGCCUGGCCGGCCGAGGUGCCUCAAGCUUCCGCCUGCAGCAUCUCCCGAAUUCAGUGUUCUUCUUACUUGGAUGGAUACUUUAUGCUAUCGAGGAUCUUCCAGACGACUCAGACGACUCAGGGAAUUCACACAAGCCAGAGUCACAGCCACACCCGGACGCUGGAGAUUCUGUGGACGAUGAGGAAUCCGAAGAUUCUGGACCGUCUGCGAAGCGGACACGCCUGCAGGAGUGUAGUGGCAACAUUCCCUCCGAAGCUCUUGUGCUCAACGAAAGCUCUGCGAGGGACUCAGAGUCUAAAGGAAGCGCUAUCGAAAGCGAGACAGAGCGUCUUCCGCUGAUUACAGCCUACGUCUGCACAUACGGACCUAUCCUCGGCGGGACAUACGCCGACAUCCACCGCUGUGUGGUCGAUCGGGCUCAUCUGGCAGGAAGUCCUCGUGAGGCUCUCAGUCCAUCUCAAGAGAAUCAAGGCCGUCCUGCACUUGGCAUCCUACCUCCUCUGCGUCGUGGCGACUGUUACACAUACCUCAAGGUGCAGAGAGUCCCGUCAGAGCCAGAUCCUGAGGAGGACUUGCCAGAGCCCAGGUUUGAGGAGCCGGAUGGGCCACCUCUCAGCGCCGAAGACGCAAAGGGCAUCAGAGAACGGACUACGCAGGAGAUUGAAAUCUUCCAGCGCUGUAAAGACAUUCAAGGUACCGUCCUGCCGAGACUGUACGGUCUGGUCUCUCCAGAGAGCUACCCACGCUCGACGGCGCCUAAGCUCAUGCUGCAGCAUCUAGAUGCUGAGCCAGUGGGCACGUCGGAUUCCAUGUGGAGAUGUAUUUGGGGCGACACUGUCCAACAGGCAGUUGAGGCAGCCUUUUCGAAGUUACACGCUCGCCGGGUCUGCCACGAAGACGUAAAUACAUCUAAUAUCCUCAUCGAGUGGAGGAGGAAGGCCUCAGGCUCUUCCACUAGAGAGACACUGGAGAUCUCAAAGUUGCGAGAGCUGGUGCAGCAAGCUCAGCGCGAGAUGAAGCUCAGUCAUCGGGAGCUCGCUACUGCAGCACGCAAGUUGAGAGAAGAUGCUGGCUUCGACCCUGAUGGUGACUCUGGACUUGUGCCAGAGGUAUCGGAAUCUCCUCUCAGCCGUCUCCGAGAUAGCAUCAAGCCGCGCAUCUGGCUUAUUGACUUUGCCGGCUCUGUCAUCGUUGAGGAUGGUGAGAAAGGAGACGCACUUCUUACUUCGGAAGCUCGCAAGGUCAAGGAGACGAUGGAGGAGUGGGCGAGGGAGCGAUAUCUCUAAGGAAGCGGUACUGUGUCGGUAUGCUGUGACAGCAGUGCGGUCGAGGAAGGCUACACAAGGAUCGUGCUUGCAAGCUCACGGGGUGUUCUCUUUGCUUAAGUUCAAUUCGAAGAGGCGAAGGUGACUCUCUGGCCCAACCCACGAUCACAUAAAAAGGCAGCAGUACGCAGACACCAGUGGGACCAGGCUUGUGAUCAUUCCAUGUAAGGUAACAUGCACACAUGUUCGCAGAAUAACAAUGGCAUCUGACGUUGGCUGCGCCGCGGUCCACUUUGACUGAGCUGCGUGCAGCGUGGUGGUGUAAAGCCCACCAUAUUGGCUCUGGCGAAGUCGCUGGAGCAGACCAUACACUAAU